UUCGACACACUGGCUCAAGUUAAACUAAUCCGGGCUCGCUCAGUCAGACGCGAGAGAGAGAAAGAAAGGAAAAUGGAGGUGGAUGACGAGGAGCGGCAGAAGCAAUCAGCAGGGGAGGGGGAGGUGGAGGAGGAGAGAGAGAACGAGAGGAAGAAGUCUGUAGUUAUAAAGAUCCCCUCAUAUCAAGAAGUCUUUGAGACGUCUCAAGCAAAACCCCCACCUUCUCUCUUCCGUCCCUCUUCCUCCUUUGCUGAAGCCUUCUCCUUCAUUAAAAACUCCGAAUUCUACUCCACUCCUCCUCCUCCUCCCACUUCGUCAUCGCAGUCCGUGCCAUCGCAGGUUAACUCGGCUUCGAGGCCGUCAGAGGCUUCUUGUUCUUCAUCUUCUGCUUCUGCUUCUGUUCCUUCUUCGGCGCCGUCUCUUUCCGUUCAUAAUCGUAAUGCAAUCCUUGUAAGCCAUAGACAGAAAGGAAAUCCUUUGCUCAAACAUAUUCGGAAUGUUAGAUGGAUGUUUGCAGAUGUUGUUUGUGACUACUUGCUGGGGCAGAAUUCAUGUGCUCUAUAUUUAAGUCUUCGAUAUCAUCUGCUUCAUCCAGACUACCUAUAUUAUCGAAUAAGGGAAUUAAAUAAGAACUUCAAGCUCCGUGUUGUUUUGUGCCAUGUUGAUAUUGAGGAUGUAGUUAAGCCUUUACUUGAAGUGACAAGGACAGCUUUACUUCAUGAUUGUACCCUUCUUUGUGGAUGGAGCUUGGAGGAAUGUGGCCGAUAUUUGGAGACAAUAAAAGUUUACGAAAACAAGCCGGCAGAUAUCAUUCAAGGGCAGAUGGAUACAGACUACAUGUCAAGGCUGACUCAUGCCCUUACAACAGUUCGGCAUAUUAACAAAACUGAUGUAGUCACCCUUGGGUCGGCUUUUGGAUCUCUUUCUCGAAUUAUGGAUGCAUCCAUGGAAGAACUAGCUCGAUGUCCUGGCAUAGGUGAGCGCAAGGUAAGACGUUUGUAUGAAACGUUUCAUGAACCAUUCAAGCGUGUACUGUCCAGCCAACCUGUAGAUGUCCCAGAAGCUCCUGCACAGGAGGAUGCUGCACCUUGUCCAGUGGAGAAUGAGAUGCAAGAUAAGGAGGCAGUAGGUGUGACGAAACGCAAGAAAAGGGAACCCAGUCUGACAGUUAAAACGGCCCUUACUGCUGCUUUUGCCAAGUACUCGUAUAAAGUACGUGGAAGGAAAGAUAAAUCGCAGACUGAAAACGGUGAAGAGACAAAUGCAUCAUUAGAAGCAAAAGCUGAAAAAACAUCCAAUGAAGAACCUGAGAAAUAGUUCCAGACACGAUCUUGAGUACAGGUACGGUUAGAGCUGAUACCAUAUUUCUUCUAUGAUCCAUUGCAAUUUUGCAAUAUUGCAUUAAAAACGUUUUCGAAAAUUUGUAGCAAUGUUGCUUCCAAAAACAAAAAAUGGCGUCAUUUCCGGUUACCGCCAUAUCAACGUCAGCACCCUGAAUGACAAUAUGUCAAUAUGUAAUUACGGGAGAUGUUCCUGAUAUGUGGUUGCAACGUGUUGGACUUGGUGCAGGUUGAGUGCCAUCCCACCGAUUAAUGACCAUGUCCAUUUGCCACCCAUUCUGAUUGCUUGCUAGUGGGUUGAAACCGCCCAUCAUGACCCACUUAUCUAGUACGUAACAUUGUUUUAAUUCUCUCUCUCUCUCUCUAUAUAUAUGUUGUGCUAAUUCAAAUGCCACAACCUGAUCGGUAUAGUGGCAGAA
Molecule: messenger RNA, 1759 nt
Organism: Nelumbo nucifera (sacred lotus)
Lineage: Eukaryota; Viridiplantae; Streptophyta; Magnoliopsida; Proteales; Nelumbonaceae
Gene: ERCC1
Product: nucleotide repair protein
Biological process (GO): mitotic recombination; UV-damage excision repair
Cellular component (GO): nucleotide-excision repair factor 1 complex; nucleus; ERCC4-ERCC1 complex
Molecular function (GO): single-stranded DNA binding; damaged DNA binding
Source: RefSeq, a predicted model, not a curated record